Molecule: messenger RNA, 1136 nt
Organism: Nicrophorus vespilloides
Lineage: Eukaryota; Metazoa; Arthropoda; Insecta; Coleoptera; Silphidae
Product: F-box only protein 6-like
Exons: 3
Coding region: 167-1066 (299 amino acids)
Biological process (GO): glycoprotein catabolic process; SCF-dependent proteasomal ubiquitin-dependent protein catabolic process
Cellular component (GO): SCF ubiquitin ligase complex; cytoplasm
Molecular function (GO): ubiquitin protein ligase activity; protein binding
Source: RefSeq, a predicted model, not a curated record
UAUGGGCUAAACAUAAGUUGCUCGUGGUCCUGUUUCUAUUGUCAGGAGAUUUUAAAAUAAAAAUAUUUUCAUCACGAAAUCUGUCAAUUUUAUAGUCUGGUUGAUGCACACCAAUAGACACUACUUAUUGCAACAAUCUUUAUAGAAAGGAAAGUGCAAAUCAGCAAUGGGUUUAGUAAAUAGCGCUGCAAGUACGCAGCAACCAGUGAACCCUGAAACACCAAUUACCAAGCAUAAUAUUGUGCAACCUGAAAUGGAGGAUGACAUUGCAUUAAAUGGUUAUAAAUUGUUACAAUACUAUAUGCCUGAAGAGAUUCUAAUACAAAUCCUGAGUUUUGUGCCUACAAAAGAUUUAUUGAAAUGCAGUGAGGUGUGCGUCAAUUGGAAUAAGUGGAUUAAAUCUGAUAUAGUUUGGAUACUAAAAUUCAAACGAGAGAAGAAACAGAAGCCUAAAAAGGUUCCUUGGUUUGUGUAUUAUGCAGCACUAGGUCUUGAUUUCUUUGACAACAAUUUUAUUAAGAAUGGCAAUGGCCAGGAUAUUUAUGAAAACUGGAAGAUUAACAAGAAAUUUAGUAAUCAUUGGAUUAUAGAGAAUCCACCAGUUGGAUGUGACCCAUUGCCUUUGGAUAUUGAUGAUUUCAAUGGUCAUCAAAGUUGCUUCGUUACCUCUUUUGAGAAAUGCAAUAAAGAGCAGGUCAUAAAAAUAUCCAACCCCAUGUUAAAACAGAUUUUAAAUGAUUUUAAACCUCAUAUUUAUGUUAGUGAAUGGGUGUGUGGUCGAUAUGAUUGUGGUUGUACUUAUAGUAUGACAAUCAAAUUAGUUACUGAUGAUGGUUCAGUUCAUAAGAAUGAAAUUGUCAAAUAUACAAUUCAACAGUGGAGUAAUCCAGCAUGGAAAAAAUUGGAAACUACAGUUAAAAAUUAUCCCAAAAAUAUUGCUAAAAUUAUCUUUGAACAUGAAGGAAAAGAUUCUUUAUUCUGGGCAGGUCACUAUGGCAGUAAAAUGGCUGGAGCUGUUGUAAAAAUAUUGUUUGAUACUAUUCAAGAUCAGAAACAAUGUUCCUAAACUCAUGUCCAGUUAUAUGUUUAUUGAUAUUUAAAAAUAAUAUUUUUUAAGUGAGAUAUGUUUAUUUAAU